CAGAGGCGUCCGGCGGUGACAGCGGUCGGUGCUGGAGCGAAGUACGGCGGCACACACAGCGUCGAGCCCGGGUUCGUGUCCUCUCCCCGUCGCCCCCGAAACUUUGACAUCCGACAUCAUGCAGGCGGAAUCCGGGAUCGUUCCCGACUUCGAAGUCGCGGAGGAGUUCCAGGAGGAACCGAAGACCUACUACGAGCUGAAGAGCCAGCCGCUGAAAAGCAGCAGCCCGUCGGAGCAGCACGGCUCCUCCAAGCCCCCGCUGAGCUCCUCGGCCAUGACAUCGCGCAUCCUGCUGCGGCAACAGCUGAUGCGGGAGCAGCUUCAGGAGCAGGAGCGGCGGGAGCAGCGGAGACAACAGGCCUCCCAGUACCCGCAAACCACAGCGUCCCAGACCCCCGCCAUCAACGUCAGCGUGCCCGCCAGUUUGCCGCCUGCUGCCCAGGUACCGCUGGAGGUGCUGAAGGUUCAGACUCACCUGGAGAACCCAACCAAAUACCACAUCCAGCGCUCCCAGCAGCAGCAGGUGAAGCAGUACCUGGGGAAGCUCGGCUCUCAGGUGUUGAGCUUGCCCUGCCACAACCAGCCCUCUGACCACGGGGGCAUGCCGCCAGGGCCGGGCAACAGUGCCCCCAACAGCCCUAUGGCCUUACUCACCCUGAACUCCAACUGCGAGAAAGAGAUGGAUGAUGUCAUCGAUGAUAUUAUCAGUCUGGAGUCCAGUUACAGCGAUGACAUCCUCGGCCUUAUGGACCCGGGACUUCAGAUGGCAAACACAAUCCCCAUGCAGGCUAACAUCAUGGACAUGUAUGGUAAUCAGGGUAUGGCCCAGCAAGGUCUGCCCAUCAGCAACUCCUGCCCUGCCAACCUGCCAAACAUCAAAAGGGAAUACUCAGUUUCACAAUCCCCGGCCAUCAUGCAUAUGCUGGAUAAGUCUGGUUCCUGUGGCAAGUUUGAGAACUACCAGCGGCCUGAAGGUUUCCCCGUGGUAGCGGAAGUACGAGCAAUGGCAAAGGAAAGGCAGAAGAAGGAUAACCACAAUUUGAUUGAGAGAAGACGACGGUUCAACAUCAACGAUCGAAUCAAGGAGUUGGGGACUCUGAUUCCAAAGUCCAACGACCCAGACAUGCGCUGGAACAAAGGAACCAUCCUGAAGGCCUCGGUGGACUACAUCAGGAAGAUGCAGCGAGAGCAGCUGAGGGCAAAGGAGCUGGAGAUCCGGCAGAAGAAGCUUGAACAUGCCAACAGACACCUGAUGCUGAGGAUACAGGAGUUGGAGAUGCAGGCCCGGGCUCACGGCCUCAGCAUCGCGUCCGCCCUCUGCUCCGCCGACCUGGGGCCCCGGGGCGUCAAGAUGGAGCCCUCCCUGGAGGACUGUCACCCGGAGCUGUACACGUUCCACCCACACCACCAACACCACCAGGGCUGCACCCCCGAGCCGCCCGGCGCCCUGGAGCUGAGCGACGGCCACUCCAACUACCCGGACGGCCACUACAGCGUCCAGGGCAAGUCCAAACUCAACGACAUCCUCAUGGAAGACAACCAGUCGCCGGUGAGAGGCGGGGACCCUUUGCUCUCGUCCGUCUCCCCGAGCACGUCGAAGGACAGCAGCCGCAAGAGCAGCGUGAGCAUGGAUGAGAACGAGGAGGACUGUUAGCACCCCCUCCUGGAGGACAGCGCACCUGCAUCUCCUGCGACAACAUCCUCCAACUCGCUCUCAGCUGCUGGACUCGCUCUCCUCUUUGUCUCAUUCGGGGUUUUUGUUGUUUUUGUUGUUUUCCUCCCGCCCGUGUUUACAUGCGUUGAAUCUUUUUUUUAUUUUUUUUUUAGGGUUUGUUUUGUUUUGUUAUAUCUUUGUCUUUUCAGCCCCUGAUUUCAAAGACUGAUUUUAAAGUCUGUUUGCUUUUAAUCAAUACUUUGAUGACAAUGAGGUACAAAAGUAGACGUUUUUGUAUUUAAAAAAACAAAUCUAUAUAUAAAUAUAUAUAUAUGCAUUUAUCUUUGGAUAGACGCUAGAUUAUGUUUAUUUCUAUUGAUUCCAAAGAAUCUAGGGAAGUUAUAAAUCAUGGUCAGACGUGUAGAUAUUCUUGUGGUGAGAUGAACACUGCUUUUUAAAAAAUCAUUAGCAAUAAUAGAAGAAAAGAAAAGUCUAUUUAUUACUUUAGUGCUUUACACUCCUUGUGUCUUAGAUUGAACUUGAAUGUGCUGAUGCCUUAUUGAGAUGUGUAGACAUCGAUGUUGUAUUGCUAUGCACAUGUUUUUGGCUGUUAGCUGAGUCUUUGUCAGUCUUCCAGUUGAAAUGUCUUCCUUGACAAAUAUUAAUCCUUUGUAGAUUUGAUCUUAUUUAUGUAUCUAUGUAAACAGGACUUUAUAUACCUUUAUGUACACAUUCCCCUUUUAAAAAAGAAUAUUUAUAAUAAGGCUUUUGAAAGAGCCCCAUGAAAUAAAAGUACCAAAAUAUAUAAACAUCUCCUUUUUUUGAUAAUUGAAAUGAACAGUGAGAGUUAAUCUUACGCUUUUAUUCAGUGUUAUGAUGUCGAGAUGAUGCACAAUGAUCCAGUAACGAUAGAGAAAGGUCAAGUUUCACCAACACCUGCCUCACCCGCCCCGUGCUGAGUGACCCGGCAGUGUGCGCCACAUACAUCACCAAAACAUUCCUCACUGCCAAAACUACUGAAAUACUCCCAUAAAAUAUAAGUAAAGAAUCUUUUUUUUUUACAAUAAAACGUGUAGAAUCUUCGCUCCUGUCAAAAUGAAGGACACAGGCAACGAGUUCACUCUACAGACCUGAAUGUUUUUACCUUAUUCUACAAAUAUUUAAUAUGUGAUUGAUUUAUUAAAGAUGAAUCAGUUUUUAUUAUACUCUUGUCUGUAGGAAUCAGACGAACAUACCGAUCGUCAUACGUGUUGAUUCUUAGUUUUUAUAAUGGUCCAUUCAUUUUCCUAAAUUAUUGUUUUGUUUUUGUUUUUACACCACUGCGAUGACAUUUCACAUUCAGUACGUUGUUUUUAUUUUUCCUUUUUUUCCAUUAUGUGAACAUUUAUAUUGCAACGGAGUAUAAGGAGACCGCCUUGGGAUUUUGUAUGAAAUGCAUGACAUUGUCAAAAACACUGGAAUGACCUCUGUAAACUGAAACGUGGUUUGUUUGCCUGUUUUCUUUUUCUUUUGUAUCUAAGCAUAAACUAACUAUUGUAUUUUGGGCUUUUUUUGUUUUUCAAAUGCAAACACAACAUUGGAUGAGAUUGUAUAUUCCUCCUGGUGUGUGGCGGUUGUUGUUUGUUUGAGAGACUUGUUUUCAAACGUUCGCUUUUAUUCGCCUUCGUUAACGACUACCUGCGGCUUGCCGAGAGCCCUGUUACAUUAGAGCCUCCAACUAUGCAACCGGCUGAAGUUGUGCCUGUCGAGCGGCGUCACGGCUCCACAACGUGAUCUCCUCAUGAAUCAGUCUCAAGCAGUAUCUAAGUGAUGAUCUUUUCUGAAUUAAUUUAAAGUGCCUUACAGUCGUUUAUUUGACCCUGAUGAUGCAACUUUGUGUUUCUUUCGUUGUCCGGUGCUGCCGAGGAGUGCUGAGUCAUGCCUUAGAGAGCAAUACAGUAUACAACACACAAAAAAAAAGAGAACACAAGACAAAAGUGUUGGGUAGAAAAAAGACAAGUGGAGCAUUGUGAAAUGAAUCCUCGUAAAAGUAAAGAGAGUAAAAUAUGCAAUUAAGCCUCUAAAUUAUGACUAUUGAUUGUUGCUGAUUGUUAUUUUAUCAUUCUUAUUCCCAUAGUUUUAUUUAUUUAGUAAAGAAAUGUAUAUUUUAAAGUGCCUUUUUUUUCCAAACGUCUGUUUUUAUUUCACAUCAUAUUGUCAUGAAAGCUUUAGAUUAGGGGAAACGUUGAUAUGAAAAUAAGAACGAUGAAACAACUUGUCAGAGCAAUGUUUGAAGUUAAAAAAUAUUUUUAAAACUGCAACAAAACCAUUUUAAGUGUCCAGAUAACUGAGAGGACAUUUGGUUCGGUCUAAGGAUUUAUUGUAAAAACAUUUUCAUAGUCACAAUUUCAGUUAGUCCUUCACUUUAUGAUUAUUUAUUCACAAUCUCCUCUCAGUUCAAUACAGAAACAUUUGGAGCUCUUUAUAUUUGUGUUUGUGCAUUGUGUGUUUUCCUUGUGAAGGUCAAGCUCUACUCUGAAGAAAGUGUUGUUUUUGUUUCCAAAGUUGUUUUGAAUAUUCAUUUUGAGACUAGUACGAAUGUAGUUCAAGGUGAUAACUGCCAAAAAAUGUGUUGCCAAAAAUCAAAGUUUAUAUAAAAGUCAUGAAGAGAUAUAGACCGCUGAGCUGAAGCACCUUUGUUUCUGUGUUUCUGCUUCUUAAGUAAAAAAAAAAAAAAAAGCAAUACAUCAUGAUGGCAAUCAAACAGUGUGAGAGUGGAAGAAAUAAUCUCAACUGGAGAUCCACUUAGUUACUAAUCCCUGAGCUUUCAGGCGCCUUCAUCAAAUUACCUAAAUGUGGAUCUGCCGUCACGUGAUAACAAUAUUUAUAUUUGUGUUGUCACAUCGGAAACACAGCAGCCCUGAUAAACCUGAAAGCUCUGUAGACAUCUUGAUUUAUUCAAGUGGCCCUCUGCGAUCACACCAGUCCCAGCUUUCGAGCCUUAACACUGCAGCACACCCAGACCUGUAACUUUGCCAUUUGACUGAACCCAGAUCAGCUUUUUAAUCUAAUGGAAACUGGUAAAUCACUCAAACCCUGAAAUGUGACUGAACAACAGUGUGACACACAUAGUGACGGCAGGUUAUUCAAAGCCUUCGCUAUAUGACUGAUUUCCCCAUGAAUAUCCCAACUGUUAAUUAUGAUGAUGGUAAAAACAUUAUGGGUGAACCACUAAUGAAGAACCAUGUUAUCUUAUGUCAGACCUGUGCUCGUUCUCAUCCCUGUGGCUCAAUGCAAACACGUCCUCGGCUGAUGAUGCUACUGUUCUUAUAGUUACAGAUUAUAUGAGAUGAAUGUAGCAACUGUGACUGUUUCAGAUUAGUGAACUCUAACUCGUUGGUACUCGAUGUGGAAACGAUGUCGUGAAAAAUAUUAAAAGUUUUAUUUGAA
Messenger RNA from Platichthys flesus (European flounder), 5083 nucleotides. Its product is annotated as microphthalmia-associated transcription factor-like. The coding region runs from base 119 to 1654 and encodes 511 amino acids. NCBI's taxonomy places the organism in Eukaryota, Metazoa, Chordata, Actinopteri, Pleuronectiformes, Pleuronectidae. Gene Ontology annotation, cellular component: nucleus. Gene Ontology annotation, biological process: melanocyte differentiation; regulation of transcription by RNA polymerase II. The record is from RefSeq and is a predicted model, not a curated record. The transcript has 10 exons. Gene Ontology annotation, molecular function: RNA polymerase II cis-regulatory region sequence-specific DNA binding; DNA-binding transcription factor activity, RNA polymerase II-specific; protein dimerization activity.